AGCCGAGGCGCUGGCAGCCCAGGCAGUCUGCCCUGGGAGUUGCUGCCAGUAUGGAUGACAUCUACAAGGCCGCGGUUGAGCAGCUGACGGAAGAGCAGAAAAAUGAGUUCAAGGCGGCCUUUGACAUCUUCGUGCUGGGGGCGGAGGACGGCUGCAUCAGCACCAAGGAGCUGGGCAAGGUGAUGAGGAUGCUGGGCCAGAACCCCACGCCCGAGGAGCUGCAGGAGAUGAUCGACGAGGUGGACGAGGACGGCAGCGGCACGGUGGACUUCGAUGAGUUCCUGGUCAUGAUGGUCCGCUGCAUGAAGGAUGACAGCAAAGGGAAGUCCGAAGAGGAGCUCUCCGACCUCUUCCGAAUGUUUGACAAGAACUCGGACGGCUACAUCGACCUGGAGGAGCUGAAGCUGAUGCUGCAGGCCACGGGCGAGACCAUCACGGAGGACGACAUCGAGGAGCUCAUGAAGGACGGCGACAAGAACAACGACGGCCGCAUCGACUAUGACGAGUUCUUGGAGUUCAUGAAGGGAGUGGAGUAGGAGCUGACCCUGGACAGAGCCACCUGCCUGUGCCCACGCCGGCCUCAGUGGGGCCCUGGGAGAGGGCAGGGCCAGCCUCCCAGGGCCUGCACGGAACCUGGCCAUGUCCUCCACCCCGGCCCCGGCCCUGGCCCACCCAGGGCUGCAGAAAUAAAGCUUUGCUCCUGGA
This is a messenger RNA of Echinops telfairi (small Madagascar hedgehog), 705 nucleotides long. RefSeq names its product troponin C1, slow skeletal and cardiac type (gene TNNC1). Gene Ontology annotation, cellular component: myosin II complex. Bases 51 to 536 code for a protein of 161 amino acids. NCBI's taxonomy places the organism in Eukaryota, Metazoa, Chordata, Mammalia, Afrosoricida, Tenrecidae. The record is from RefSeq and is a predicted model, not a curated record. The transcript has 6 exons. Gene Ontology annotation, molecular function: calcium ion binding.